Melospiza melodia melodia is the source of this 8188-nucleotide messenger RNA. It is a transcript of the gene CABIN1, whose product is annotated as calcineurin binding protein 1. The transcript has 38 exons. The record is from RefSeq and is a predicted model, not a curated record. NCBI's taxonomy places the organism in Eukaryota, Metazoa, Chordata, Aves, Passeriformes, Passerellidae. Gene Ontology annotation, cellular component: nucleus. Gene Ontology annotation, biological process: chromatin organization. Gene Ontology annotation, molecular function: nucleosome binding; protein binding. Bases 284 to 6919 code for a protein of 2211 amino acids.
GCGGGAGCCUGAGGGAGCCGCGCCGGGAACAGCCCGGGAACCCCCCGGGAGCAGCGCCGGCAUGCCGGGGACCGCCCCGCGAGUUGCAGUUUCCCCAAGAGUCCAGCCUCGGGUGUAAAGCCUUGACUGUAGUCCCUGCUGUUGCCUUCCUCUGCCACCUUGAGCAAGAUUAUUUGGAUUCAGCAAAAGUCUUGGGCAUAUUACUGAAUACAGGCAUUUUUGCCUGUUUGUGAUAGACUCUUCUUUCUAUUCCUGGAGAAAGACAUUGUGAAUAGUUGUGAACAUGAUCCGCAUUGCAGCGCUGAACGCGAGCUCCACGGUUGAGGAUGACUAUGAAGGUACCUUCAAAAGCCACAAAACACAGACCAAGGAAGCUCAGGAAGCAGAAGCUUUUGCUUUGUACCACAAAGCUCUGGACCUUCAGAAACAUGACAGAUUUGAGGAGUCUGCUAAAGCUUAUCAUGAGCUACUUGAGAUUCGUCUCCUGAGAGAGGCCGUUCUUUCUGGUGAUGAGAAAGAAGGGCUGAAGCACCCGGGUUUGAUGUUAAAAUACUCCACCUAUAAAAACCUGGCACAACUGGCAGCACAGCGGGAUGACUUAGAGACAGCCAUGGAGUUCUAUCUGGAGGCUGUAAUGCUGGACUCCACUGAUGUGAAUCUCUGGUAUAAAAUCGGUCGUGUGGCGAUAAAGCUGAUCCGCCUGCCCUUGGCUCGUCACGCUUUUGAGGAAGGGCUCAGGUGCAAUCCUGAUCACUGGCCUUGUUUGGAUAACCUUAUCACAAUUUUGUAUACACUCAGUGACUACACAACAUGUUUGUACUUUAUCUGCAAAGCUCUGGAAAAAGAUUGUCUGUAUAGCAAAGGAUUGGUUCUGAAGGAGAAGAUCUUUGAGGAGCAGCCUUGCCUCCAGAAAGAUUCCUUAAGGAUGUUUCUCAAAUGUGACAUGUCUAUCCAUAAUGUGACUGUGGGUGCAGCUGAAGCAGGGAGGAUCAUAAGUGAGGCACUGGAGCUCCGUAAGAAGAGACAGGCGCUGCUGGUGCGUGACAGGGAGCCAGACCUCAGGCUGGUGCAGCCAAUUCCCUUUUUCACGUGGAAGUGUUUGGGAGAAGCCUUGCUUGCCAUGUAUCAGCACCUCACAACGUGUGAUCCUCCUCGCCCCAGUCUGGGAAAGAGAAUUGAUCUCUCAGAGUACAGAGACCCAGUUCAACAUUUGAUGCUUUCUCCCACCUCUACUCCUGUCAGUGUUAUUCAGGCAACUCCUGUCAGCACUAAUCCAGUGGUGACAGUGCCAGAUCCUGUGUUACCUUACACUCCAACCACACCCAACUUCCCAAGUCACAGCCAGAGUUCAUUGGAGCCAGGAGCUGCUGUAGGUGAGCAAGGUGACAUAUCUGCAGGUGAUAAAUCUAAGAAAGGAGUGAAGAGAAGAAGAAUUACAGAAGACAGUGGAGAAACAGCCAAAAGGAGAUCUGCCAGAGUUCGGAACACCAAGUGUAAGAAAGAGGAGAAGGUUGACUUUCAGGAGCUGUUGGUGAAAUUCCUUCCUUCCAGAUUAAGGAAAUUGGACCCUGAGGAGGAGGAGGACCCUUUCAAUAACUAUGAGGUGCAAUCAGAGAUCAAAGAGGAGAAUUUUCAGCAUGUUGGACCACACAGAAUGUCAUUUGAUUCUACAACAUUUAUGGAGUCUGAAAAACAGGAUGUUCAUGAAUUCCUGCUGGAUAACCUGAACAAUGGUGGGAUCUUGGAGCUGAUGAUGAGAUACCUGAAAGUCAUCAGCCAGAAGUUCCUGGUGAAGUGGCCUCCUGGUUUGUGUGAGGUGGUGCUCAGCAUCUACAACAGCUGGAGGAAGCACAGCAGCAGCCUCCCCAACCCACUCCUGAGGGACUCAAGCAAUCAACACAUCAAGGAUAUGAUGAUAAUGAGCCUUUCUUGCAUGGAGCUGCAAUUAGAUCAGUGGCUACUGACAAAAGGGAAGAGUUCUACAGUUUCUCCAAGAAAUUGUCCUGCUGCCUCUGUGAAUGGCAAGUUUGGUCCUGACUUCCCAGGAACCCAUUUUCUGGGAGACCUGCUGCAGCUGUCCUUUGCAUCCUCACAGCGAGAUUUGUUUGAGGAAGGCUGGAUGGAGUUUGUCACUCGAGUCUAUUGGCUCAAGGCUCGGUUCCUGGCACUGCAGGGAGACAUGGAACAGGCACUUGAGAACUAUGAUAUCUGCACUGAGAUGCUGCAGAGCUCCAGCAGCAGCCAGGCUGAGGCUGGCAGUGAGAGCAGCACCGUGAUCCGCCUGCCCAACCUGCAUGUGGAUUCUGUGGUGUCUUUAGAGGAGAUUGAAAAGAACCUAAAAUCUCUGGAGAGAUGCCAGUCUUUGGAAGAGAUCCAGCGACUCUAUGAGGCAGGGGACUACAAUGCUGUGGUGCAUCUGCUCAGGCCAACCUUGUGCUUCAAUGGUUAUGGCAGAGCCAAACACCUGGAGUUUGUCACAUCCAUACCUGAGAGACCAGCUCAGCUGCUUCUCCUCCAGGACUCCCUGCUCAAACUGAAAGACUACAAGCAAUGCUUUGAAUGCUCAGAUGUUGCCUUGAAUGAAGCAAUUCAGCAGAUGAUUAACAUGACAGCAGCCUCUGCUAAAGAGGAGUGGGUUGCUACGGUAACACAGCUGCUGACAGGAAUAGACACUUCAUUAUCCUCAGUUAACAGCAUCCUGAAAGACUCCUCUGUCACACCGAGCCUGGUUCGAUUAACAAACAACCUGAUCCAGAUCAUAGACUGCAGCAUGGCUGUCCAGGAGGAACCAAAGGAGCCCUAUGUGUCCUCAGUGCUGCCAUGGAUUAUCCUGCACAGGAUCAUCCAGCAUGAGGAAGAUGCUUUUCGAUCCCUUUGCUGCCAGCAGCAGCAGAACCAGGGAGAAGAAGUGAGUCCUGAUACUCCUAUGUUGCCUUCUUCACUUAUGCUGCUGAACACAGCUCAUGAGUAUUUGGGAAGAAGAUCCUGGUGUUGCAAUUCAGAUGGUGCUCUGCUCAAGUUUUAUGUUCAGGUACUACAGAAAGAACUUGCAGCUUCCACUUCUGAGGAUACUCAUCCAUACAAAGAGGAGCUGGAAACAGCCUUGGAGCAAUGUUUUUAUUGUUUAUAUGGUUUCCCUAGCAAAAAAAGCAAAGCAAGGUACCUAGAAGAACAUUCAGUACAGCAGGUUGAUCUGACAUGGGAAGAUGCUUUGUUCAUGUUUGAGUAUUUUAAGCCUAAAACUCUUCCAGAAUUUGAUAGUUACAAAACCAGUACUGUGUCUGCUGAUUUGGCCAACCUUCUGAAGAAAACUGCCACAAUUGUUCCUCGAACUGACAAGCCUAUGCUGAGCCUGGAGACUGUAUCUGCCUAUAUUGAAGGAACAUCCAGCAAGGCACCAUCUCUCCCUGAGGGUGCAGACUACUCUCCACCAGUGGUGACUGAGCUCUAUUAUCUCCUGGCAGAUUAUCAUUUCAAGAACAAAGAACAGUCCAAGGCCAUUAAAUUUUACAUGCACGACAUUUGUAUUUGUCCAAACAGGUUUGACUCCUGGGCUGGGAUGGCUCUGGCUCGAGCGAGCCGCAUUCAGGACAAGCUGAACUCCAACGAGCUGAAGAGUGAUGGCCCCAUCUGGAAACAUUCCACCCCUGUCCUGAACUGCUUCAAACGGGCCCUGGAGAUCGACAGCUCCAACCUGUCCCUGUGGAUCGAGUACGGCACCAUUUCCUACGCCCUGCAUUCCUUCGCGUCCCGGCAGCUCAAGCAGUGGAAAACAGAACUUCCCCCUGAAGUGGUCAAGCAGAUGGAGGAGCGCAGGGACAGCAUGCUGGAGACAGCCAAGCUGUGCUUCACGUCCGCGGCGCGCUGCGAGGGCGACGGCGACGAGGAGGAGUGGCUCAUCCACUACAUGCUGGGCAAGAUAGCUGAGAAACAGAAGCAGCCUCCUGUGGUCUACCUGCUGCACUACAAACAGGCAGGGCACUACCUGCACGAGGAGGCUGCGCGAUACCCAAAGAAGAUUCACUACCACAACCCACCAGAACUGGCCAUGGAAGCCUUGGAGGUGUAUUUUCGACUUCAUGCUUCUAUUUUGAAACUUGUGGGGAAGCCAGACUCUGGAGUAGAUGCAGAGGUACUUGUUAGUUUCAUGAAAGAAGCUUCUGAGGGACCCUUUGCCAGGGGUGAGGAGAAGAACACCCCAAAAGUUGCAGAAAAAGAAAAGCCUUGCUUGAUAGAUGAAGACUCUCACUCCUCAGCUGGAACAGUGCCAGGCCCUGGGACUUCCCUCCCCUCGUCCUCAGGUCCAGGUCUGACAUCCCCACCUUACACAGCCACUCCAGUUGACCACGAUUACGUCAAAUGUAAAAAACCCCGCCAGCAGGCAACGCCGGACGGUACAGUCCUGUUCUCAUUCUGCAGCAGGGAGUGCUCUCAGCUCUGCAUGGGGGGCUUGAGCAGUUCCAGCCAACUGCUCAGCGAGGAGAGAAGUCAGGAUAGCACGGGAGCAGUGCUGUCUGACUCCAGCUCCACACAGGACAUGUUCAAUGAGCCUGCCAGCUCUCAGGACAGCCUGAAGAAGACUUACACAGAGAAGAGGAUUUCUGCUACCUGUGCUGAUACACUGGUGCUCAAAGAGACCCUGGGAUCUGCAGAGGAAAAGGGAAAAUCAGAGGAGCUGCUGGAGAUCUCAGUGUCUUAUGAUCCCACUGAGCCUACUGCCCAGAAACUGCUGCUGGACCCUCAGUGUGCUCCUGGCAGUGCCCCCAGAGCUGCCAUGGCCCCAGGCUCCCAGUGGGACUGCAAGAAGAAGGCUGAGCCCUGUGCAGAGGAUGCCUGCGAGUUCCCCCAGGGCCUCCCCGCAGACCUGGAGGAGCAGCGCAAGUUCCUGACGGAGCAGUGCAUCUCCUCCUUCUGCCUGUGCCUCAGCCGCUUCCCCCAGCACUACAAGAGCCUCUACAGGCUGGCCUACCUCUACACCUACAGCAAAACUCACAAGAACCUGCAGUGGGCCCGGGACGUGCUGCUGGGCAGUGGGGUGCCCUGGCAGCAGCUGAAGCACAUGCCUGCACAGGGCCUCUUCUGUGAGAGGAACAAGACCAACUUCUUCAAUGGCAUCUGGCGCAUCCCCGUGGAUGAGAUCGACCGGCCGGGCAGUUUCGCGUCUCAUAUGAACCGCUCCAUCGUGCUGCUGCUCAACGUGCUCUCCCAGCUGAGGGACUACAGCACCCUGCUCAAGGUCUCCUCCAUGCUGCAGAGGACCCCUGAUCAGGGAAAGAAGUACCUGCGUGAUGCCGAUCGCCAGGUGCUGGCCCAGCAAGCCUUUGUGCUCACAGUGAAGGUGCUGGAGGACACCCUCAACGAUCUCACACAGGUUUCAGAAGAUCAGGGUUCCAAGUCUUCUAGCCUUGCUUCAGGAAGGAUGACAACAGACGUGUCCAAUAAAAGCAGUGCAGAAGAGGGGAAAGAUGUGCUCCCCAAAAAGGCAGCUCUGUCAGAUGGAGCAGUGCAUGGUACUGAGAAUGGAGUGAAGGAAGCCACCCAGGGACAAAUCCCCCAUGCUAUGGACAUAUUGGAACAGGAGGACAGGAGUGACAAGGAGAUUAAAGAGCUUCCUGGCCCUGGUUCAGCUGAGCCCAUGGAUCUUGAUGGCUUUUCCAAUGACCCUGACAAAAUUGAUUCUUGCUGUAAGCGCGGCGAGCCGGAGCGGCUGCAGCCCGGCCGGAGCUCCAAGGACAGGGCUCCCGAGAGCAGGACUCCAGAACUUUCCUUGGAGGAGCUCAGCAUCAGCUCAAAACACCAGCAGCAGGCAGCUAAAGGAACAAUUCCAGCAGUACCUACAGAAGAACCUGUCCAGAGGUCAAGCAGGAAGAGGAAAUUACUUGAGGAUGUGGAGUCUGGAAAAACACUUCUGCUCGAUGCUUACCGAGUGUGGCAGCAGGGCCAGAAAGUCAUGGCCUAUGACCUGGGCAAAAUUGAGAAGAUCAUGUCUGAAACAUACAUGCUGAUUAAGCAGGUGGAUGAAGAAGCAGCACUUGAACAGGCAGUCAAGUUUUGCCAGGUGCAUAUGGGAGCAUCAGCACAGAAACAGGCCUCAGGAGAAGCGCCCACAACCCCAAAGCACCCGAAGGACACCCGGGACAGCUUCUUCCCUGUAGCCCCAGCCACACUGCAUCCCACCCCAGUGAAUCCAGACACUGUGACUCCUGAAAACCUCCUGAGACUGACCGAGCUGCACUCCAAACCCAAGCCAGCCUCUUCCUCUUCAUCCUCCUCGUCCUCGGCGUGCUCGGUGCCGCCCGCGCCGGAGCCGCAGCGGGAGCCGGAGCAGCCCCGGGGCCCGGGCACAGAGGCUGCCCCCAGCAUGGGGGAUGCUGCUGCUCCUGAGGAAGAAGAGCUUGAAGUGCCUUUGGAGGGGCUUGGAUUCCAGCAGCAGGAGUCCCGGCUUUGUCAGCAGAUGAAAAUGGCAACGGUCGCGCCACCGCCAGAGCCUGUGUGCUGGCACGUGGAGCCCGUGCCCAGCACAAAUUCAGGACAUGUUUGUACCCCAGCCUCCAGUUCCAAGCCUGAACUCAGCUCCAGUUCACAGACUUUGGGAAGUCAGCAGAACAAGACAGAUGGCACCCGAGUAAAAACUCGCAUUCUGCCCAACAUGCCAAAGCUUUUCAUACCUUCAUCUGUCACCAAAUUUCCACCUGAGAUCACUGUCACUCCACCCACUCCCACCCUCCUUUCUCCAAAGGGCAGCAUUUCAGAAGAGACCAAGCAAAAAUUAAAGUCUGCUAUUUUGUCUGCUCAGUCUGCAGCGAAUGUAAAGAAGGAGAGCCUUUGUCAGCCAGCUUUGGAAAUCUUAGAGACCUCAAGCCAGGAGUCCUCACUGGAAAGUGAUACUGAUGAAGAUGAUGACUACAUGGACAUAUGAAUGAAUUCUGGCCAUCAUCAACACCAACCACAUAACCAUUCUUCCUGUUGCCAGCAUCUCUGGAAGUUGAAACAUCUUCAUUGGCAUUACUCCCCAUUUAAUUGGCAUCAUUGUGUUCUUCACUUUCAUUCCCUUUGUUAUCACCACAGCCACUUGUAUUGCCUUCAGACUCUUGGCCAUUCUCCCCAUCAUGGUGCUUGACAGAAAGAAUGAUUGGUUGUUUACCAGGCACCUGGUAAACCUGGAUCACACUGUCACCAGGAACUUCAGUAGACACAAGGAUGUUUUGAGCUGCAGUUCUUCUCUCUCUACUGUUCCUGCUUCUCCAAACCAGAGCCUUGGGAGUUGCUCCAGUAGCUCUUUCCUUUAGUGUUUUCCUCCUUUUAGUUGUCUUGUAUUUUCCCCCUCUAGCUAAGUUUUUCUCCCAGUAAUUCAGCAACCUGAUGUCUGUCUAACCAUGCCAUGAUUAAUCCCACAGCUCCUUCUAAGGUGAAUGGAGUAGGAAAAAUUUGCUGAGCUGGUAGAGAUUUUAUUUGCAUCAAGAAAAUCUGUGGCUUUGUCAUGGGGCAAGGAGGGUGAGCUGAGGGUCUGUCAGCUCCUUCACACUGCUGAGGGCUUGGUUGGAAUUUGACUCUUUCAAAUAGACAAAAGAACCAGCUUUUCCAGGCAGACAGAGAGGGUCGUCUCCUGUUUGUGCUCAUUUCACACCAAUGUAUGAGGUCCAGCAAAAUUUAUCUACCUGAAUGUUGGCUUAAAGAACUGAUCUUUCCAGAAUUGUCUUACAGUCCUUUCUCUUCUAAUGCCUUGGACAAGCAUUUUGAAUUGGGGGCUAGAUGAUAUUUUUAUGGUGGUAUUGAAAAAAAAAAAAAAACUUGAAAGAUUUCAGUACCAUUUCAGUAAUGUCUGUUUUUUACAGAAUGACACGAAAAGGUGUUUUUUAUCUAUCUGCAGAGGGACUGCUCACAGUUAUUUAUAUGAGAAAAUAAUGGUAACAAAAAUCCUUUUCUUUUUUUUCUACUGAAUGUUAACUUUGUAAAAUAAUGAAUGCAAACCAUGCAAAAAAAAGACGUCACACACUAUAUAUACACUGCGUGCUCCCACACACAUAUAUAUAUGUGUAUGUACAUAUAUAUAUGUCUGUACAUGAAAACAGAAACUGCAUUCAGCUUGCAAUGUCGGGUUUCUUUGUGUUUGGGGGGUUGGUUUUCUGUAAAAUGCAGAGCUUUGUAUAAACUUUUGGGUUUCUUUUCUAAUAAAGUUGAAAUGCAC